Molecule: messenger RNA, 4360 nt
Organism: Clarias gariepinus (North African catfish)
Lineage: Eukaryota; Metazoa; Chordata; Actinopteri; Siluriformes; Clariidae
Gene: snx17
Product: sorting nexin 17
Exons: 15
Coding region: 717-2135 (472 amino acids)
Biological process (GO): intracellular protein transport; signal transduction
Cellular component (GO): early endosome
Molecular function (GO): phosphatidylinositol binding
Source: RefSeq, a predicted model, not a curated record
ACACACAUUGAAUAUAUUAGCGACCUUCGGUAGAGUGGAAGGAAGGGAGGCGUUGUAAUGCUAGCCAGGGUGCUUCCUUAUCAUCGGAGUUAAAGAUCGUACAGGCGAUUUUGGUAGACAAAUAAUUCGCCGUUUGUACAUUUUUUAUUUUUUAUUUUGCAUUCGUUUCAUUUACUCGUUUGUACCGGGGAUUUUGCACACCGCACAUUUCCAUGCAGUACGGUGUUUCGAAGUUUAUCUGGUUUGGGCGUCUAUUAAAAAACGAGUUGUUGUUUUUUUGCUGGUUUCUUUUUUUGCACUUUGCAUGGGAGACAGAUUUUGUCUAAACAUGCUGAAAAAGAGCCAACAAUGAAGGCGGAAUUACUUCCAAUUGCAACAUGGCUGCUGCUGCUGCUUCCCAGACGUCUAUGGGAGAAGUUUAGUCCCUGACGCAGAAGUUGUUUUCUUCAAGGUUUGUCUUUUCCCCCACCAAAGCUCAGGACUUGUCCAUCAAUCUUGUCUUUUGCUUUUGGGUUGAAGGAGAUAAAACUGCGCAGUGAAAGAGACAAGGGCGCCUCGGAUACUCCUGUAUCCAAUCUCUGAUCACAGGACUUCACUCGGAUGUACAGAUCUGUUACUUUGUAACAUCUGGUCCUUGAUCUCCAAAUCCAGUCUUAUUCCAUUUCAUCUCAUCUCUCAAUCUUUGUUGAAGAAGACAAAACAAACAAAAAAAAACAAUGCAUUUUUCUAUUCCUGAGACCGAGGUGCGAUCUGGUGAAAAUGGAUCUACAUAUGUGGCCUACAACAUCCACGUCAAUGGGGUCCUGCACUGCCGCGUGCGCUACAGCCAGCUCUUAGGCUUGCAUGAACAGAUUAAGAAAGAGUAUGGAAACAAUGUGGUACCGGCGUUCCCUCCAAAGAAGAUCUUCACCCUCACACCUGCAGAGGUGGAGCAGCGUAGGGAGCAGCUGGAGAAGUACAUGCAAGCUGUGCGUCAGGAUCCUCUGCUGGGAGCUAGCGAAAUGUUCAACAGCUUUUUAAGAAAAGCUCAGCAGGAGACACAACAGAUCCCCACUGAAGAGGUCCAGCUGGAAGUACACUUAUCCAACAGCCAGAAGGUCAAAGUCAACGUUUUGACGUCAGACCAGACUGAAGAUGUCCUUGAGGCAGUCGCAUCGAAACUGGAGCUGCCAGAUGAUUUGGUGGGUUAUUUCAGUCUCUUUCUUGUUCAGGAAGGAGCAAACGGAGGGUAUACAUUCGUGAGAAAGCUGCAGGAGUUUGAGCUGCCCUACGUGUCGGUCACCAGCCUGCGCAAUCCCGAGUACCACAUCGUCCUCCGCAAAAGUUACUGGGACUCUGCAUAUGACAGUGAUGUAAUGGAGGAUAGUGUGGGUCUUAGCCUGAUAUACGCUCAGACGGUGUCGGACAUUGAGCGAGGCUGGAUUCUUGCCAACAAAGACCAGCACAGACAGUUGAAAUCCCUGCAGGAGAAAGGCUCAAAGAAAGAGUUCAUCAGAUUGGCUCAAACCCUGAAGUAUUUUGGUUACAUCAAGUUUGAUCCCUGCAUCACGGAUUUUCCCGAGAAAGGUUGCCACGUUAUCGUCAGCGCCGGCAACAACGAGCUCAACUUCCAUGUCAAACUACCCAACAACCAGAUGAAGGAGGGAAGCUUCAAAGUCACACGUAUGAGAUGCUGGCGAGUCACGUCAUCACAAGUCCCCGUGGCCAACGGCACCGCUAAUCCCUGCACCUCUGGCAAGUGUGAGGUCAAACUGGAGCUGGCCUUUGAGUACCUGAUGAGCAAAGACCGACUGCAGUGGGUCACCAUCACGAGUCCACAGGCGAUCAUGAUGAGCAUCUGUCUCCAGUCCAUGGUGGAUGAACUGAUGGUGAAGAAGUCUGGAGGAAGCAUUAAGAAAAUGCAGAAGAAGCGUCUAAACGGAUCCAUCCAUCGAUCCAACAGCCAGCAAGCUGUGAAAUCUCCUCCAUUACUGGAUUCUCCAGAUGCAAAUCGCGAACAAGUAGUCAAGCUUUCGACCAAGCUGAGCUCAGUCUCCCUACGUGGGAUCAGCGCAUCAAACUCGGCUAACGAUCUCAGCGGCAGCGAUUUUCACGGAAACUAUGCCUUCGAGGGCAUCGGGGACGAUGACCUGUAAUGCUCCUUUCAGACUGAAGUACAAAACAGCUGAGCCAAGCCAGGCAGCUUCAGGCGGAGGUCGCCGCGUCUGAUUCUGCAAGAUUCUAACACUCUGUUGUCCCGUAGCAUUUCUUCAGUAGUCCGAAACAAAUCACAAAUUACGAAGGGUAAGGGUCUUGCAUGUAAUGAGGUGCCAACUUCAAUAGGUGAAACACAAGCCCAAUGCAUUAACAAAUAAGCAAAAUGUUGAUUGAAGAAAAACCUUGAACAUGCACUGAUGCAUUAAAUAUCAUGAUUCUGAUUAAAAAUCCGCGUAUCUGCCAGGACCUGAUUGGAAUCCCAGUCUGCCAUCAUCUUAGUAAGCGGGUGGCUCGGUCGCCCAGAUCUGUCUCGUAUCAAUCCACAUGACAGGCAUUCAUGGCAGUAGAAAUGUCUGUGUGUGUGUGUAAGUCUGGGACUGCAAAUCUAAUCCGAAUUCAUAUCAUAUCACAUCUUCACAAAAAGUUAAAAUCAUUCAUACAUUAAAAAAAAUGUAAAAAGAACAAAAAAAGAAAUCUAUAUUUAGUAUUGUAACUGUUGCACCCUUUGAGCAAACAUGGAGAUGCAUCAUUUCCUGCAUCCAGUCCAUGCAACGUUAAGCUGCUUCUGAUGUUAACCUCUACUGAAUAGUACUUCCUUUUUUCGAGACUCAAAGCUGUGCUUUCUCAUCCUUUAUGCUGUAACCAAUGAUUACGCGUUAGAUGAGCUUCAUGCUGUCUUGAGCUGACGUCUACGAUGAAAGUAGAUCUGAGAACACUGAUCUGAACAAGGACAAACGUGCUAAAGUCAGCUGUCUAAAACUGCACGUGCAGAUUCUGAAAGUCUGUACUUUAUCGGUUAAAGAGUUCAGAAGGAAUCGCUGCCUUCCUGCGCAGCGUGCCAAUCCUUGCCGUUUUUAUAUACCUUUGUUUCGCCUGCUGUUAUCUAACAGAGCUUUUCAACGCCUCUCGAACUCAUCACAGCUUCGUAAGUAGUGAAUAGAAACUGUUAUACAGGUUCUGAACAGAAACCUCAUCCUAAUUAGUUCAUCACACAAAGAGCCUUUUUUUUUUUUUUUUAACUUCUUCCCCCGCCAGCUCUUUGCCUUACAGUAAUUUAACCGUCUUACAUUUCAAGCUUUUCAGUUUUAAACUCGUUUCAGUGUUGGGUCGUCGUUAAUGUAAGCUCUGAAAAAUCUUGCAGAAUUUAGAAAGAGUUCUGUUGGUGUCAGGCAGAACCGCUUACACAAGCUGAACUCAUGAUUUUGCACAAUAUUAUCCAGACAGAUGGCGUGAUUCAUCAUGGAAAACAUUCUGAACCAUAUGUGCAUGGUGUUGAAGUUUUUUUUUUUUUUGUAUUAUUAUUAUUAUUUUUUUUAUCUUGGCUUUCCAACCAAUAUUUUGUUCAAGGUUUCUCAUAAAUGCCAAAAUUCUAGUUUACUAAAGCAUUUUGCACAAAAGAAACAUAAAAAAAAAUCAAGGUAGUCACUUUUAUAAAUGUACAUGCAAAUAAAAAGUAUUCUGAAGUAUUCGUUUUACUAAUAUAUGUAUUCUCAUUAGUAUGUUGUAAUCAAAUGCAGUAGAUCAACUAUAUCUAAGCUGCGUUAAAAAAAAAUAAUGAAAUAAAAAAACAGAACAUACUGCUGUUUACAGUAGAAAAUUGAGAGUAGAAUUUAAAAGAACAGUGUUUACAAAUUCCACAUCAGAAUUCCAAUUGUAUUUUUUACUUAUUACAUAUUCCAUAUUUUAAGAACCAUAGACUAUUUUGUGCUUUAUAAAAUACAUCGUAGCAAUCAUCUCAGAGGACCAGGUGGGAGGGGGAAAAAAGCUGCAUUUCAUAUUUCACGCUGGUGGAUUUUCAUAAAGUCUCUGCAUGACAACUUUCCAAUUGAGCAACUGCAAAGACAUCAGUGCGAGUUGUGUUUACUCAGUACAGCAGGAACAAAACCGAUCCGAGGUUUGUUGUUGAAGAUAAUUGAGAUUUCGUCUGGGACUUAAUGAUGAUUAUUAUUACUAUCAAGGAACUCAUUCUCAUCUUGAUCAACUGUAAAGAUUGAAUGUGUUUUCUGAUUAUAUGUGAGUGUCAACUUCAUUAUGUUCACCAGCAUAUCUACAAGGGGUUAUGGUAUAUAUUCAUAAUGUCACACAGAGCCUAGCAGUUCUUUAAAAAUAAAUAAAUAAAAGCAAUGUCAUGGAUUUCAAUAAAUGUAGGUGCCAAAUCUCUGCA